CAGCCUUUCUUAUAAAAGAACCGGGGACCAACGUUAGACAGACAGUGCUACUGAUAGAUCCAGAAAAAUUAGUGCAACUUGCUCGAGGAACAGACAGGCUAGUGUCAGCUGACAGAGAAUGGCUUGCUUGAAACUUUACACAUUCCUGCUGCUGGCUGUCAUAAUCGGCAUCGUCGCUGCAAAACCAGGAUAUUUGGGUGGAUACGCCGGAUUCGGAGGGUACGGCGGCGGUUACUAUCCGUACCUGUACGGAUACAGAUACCCAUUUUACGGAUAUGGACUUGGUUACGGACACUAUGGCUUAGGCUAUGGUCAUGGAUAUGGUUAUGGUCACGGAUUCGGCCACUACGGUGGCUAUCACUAAUCGAAAAGACGACCAUUUGGAUUCCACGAUACACGAUAUAGGAAGGAAAGACGUUUAGAACGAUCUUAGUACCGAUUCUAUUGUCGUAAUCUCGUUUUACAACAUUGGGAACCGUGCUGUACGGAACGCGUCUACUUUUCGUCACUCGAAGGCAAUCGCUAUCUUCACUUCCGGUGCAAACUGCAUUUAUUGUUUCUCUCACAAAACCCUGAAUGUUAAUCACGACGAAAUUAAAGCAAUAACGAACACAUACUUCUUAAACAGACCAGCAGUGUCUGAUGAUACUUUAUAUUCUUUACAUCGUUGAAGAUUGUGCAACACGAAUAAAUAAACCAUAAAUUUGAAAUGGAAAUAUAAUUUUUGAAACGUCUUAUUAUCGAGCCACUCUCGAUGCACGACACAUUUCUAAAAUAAUACAUCCUUCAUUGAAUGAAUAACAUAUAUGUUUUUAUAUUUGUGACACUAAAACGAUGAUGAAAGUGCUGCUUCAUUUUAAACUGUGACUUAACAAUUUCUGUCGUUGAGUAAAAUUCAAAGAAGGCAUUACUGUUUAGGCUUAUAACUAAGAAUGUAUUGUUAUUGUUAAGAUUGUUGAAUAAAUUCCUCUUUAUUUCCUGCUA
Molecule: messenger RNA, 984 nt
Organism: Hylaeus volcanicus
Lineage: Eukaryota; Metazoa; Arthropoda; Insecta; Hymenoptera; Colletidae
Product: keratin-associated protein 19-2-like
Exons: 3
Coding region: 119-364 (81 amino acids)
Source: RefSeq, a predicted model, not a curated record